GUCCUGCCUUGCCAUGCCCGGGACGGCAGGGCCGGCCCGGGAGAGCCCGGUGUGCGUGGCGGCUGUCGUGCUGGGUCUCUGCAAUUGCACGUCCGGUGGCUAAGCAGGCUUGGCCGGUAGCCGUACGGCUAUGGCGCGGCUUUUGUUGCCCGCCGGGCUUGCUUUGUUGUUUCCCCUCUCCCCUCAAAAGAAAAAACAAAACGAAAAAACACGGAAUUUUCAUGUUGCUAAACUUGUCAUGUCUCCCUAACCCAUAGGCUUCAGAAGGAUACAAACAACAAAAUGAAUAGUCCCGCUAUUAAGAGAGUAACAAAUGAAAUUAUCAAAUCACCUGAGGACAAACGAGAAUACCGAGGACUGGAGUUGGCAAAUGGCAUUAAAGCUCUUCUCAUUAGUGACCCCACCACAGAUAAGUCUUCAGCAGCACUUGAUGUGCACAUAGGAUCUUUGUCUGAUCCUCCCAACAUUGCUGGGCUUAGUCAUUUUUGUGAGCAUAUGCUGUUCCUGGGAACCAAGAAAUAUCCAAAAGAGAAUGAGUAUAGUCAAUUUCUUAGUGAGCAUGCUGGGAGUUCAAAUGCUUUCACAAGUGGAGAACAUACCAACUAUUACUUCGAUGUGUCACAUGAACAUCUAGAAGGUGCAUUAGACAGAUUUGCCCAGUUUUUCCUGUGCCCUUUGUUUGAUGAAAGCUGCAAAGACAGAGAAGUGAAUGCAGUGGAUUCUGAACAUGAGAAGAAUCUGAUGAAUGAUGCCUGGAGGUUGUUUCAAUUGGAGAAAGCUACAGGAAACCCCAAUCAUCCAUUCAGUAAAUUUGGAACAGGGAACAAACUCACUUUGGAAACUAGACCAACCAAAGAAGGAAUAGAUGUAAGGCAAGAGCUACUGAAGUUUCAUUCUACGUAUUACUCAUCAAAUUUAAUGGCUAUUUGCGUCUUAGGAAGAGAAACCUUGGAUGAGCUGACUUGCUUAGUAGUAAAGUUAUUUUCAGAAGUAGAGAACAAAAAUGUCCCUAUACCAGAGUUCCCUGAACAUCCUUUCCAAGAAGAACAUCUCCGGCAACUUUACAAAGUGGUACCUAUUAAGGACAUUAGAAAUCUUUAUGUUACGUUUCCCAUACCUGACCUUCAGAAGUACUACAAAUCUAACCCUGGCCAUUAUCUUGGUCAUCUGAUUGGGCAUGAAGGCCCAGGAAGUCUUUUAUCAGAGCUUAAAUCCAAAGGUUGGGUAAAUACUCUUGUGGGAGGACAGAAGGAAGGUGCUAGAGGUUUCAUGUUUUUCAUCAUCAAUGUGGACUUGACAGAAGAAGGACUUCUACAUGUUGAAGAUAUUAUUUUGCACAUGUUUCAGUAUAUUCAAAAACUACGUACAGAAGGACCUCAAGAAUGGGUUUUCCAAGAGUGCAAGGAUCUAAAUGCUGUGGCAUUCAGAUUUAAAGAUAAAGAACGACCACGAGGUUAUACCUCAAAGCUUGGAGGAAUGUUGCAUUAUUAUCCUAUAGAAGAAGUAUUGGCUGCUGAAUAUUUGCUUGAAGAGUUCAGACCUGAUUUAAUAGAGAUGGUACUGGAUAAAUUGAGGCCAGAAAAUGUUCGAGUUGCAAUAGUUUCCAAGUCUUUUGAAGGAAAAACUGAUAGAACAGAAGACUGGUAUGGAACACAGUACAAGCAAGAAGCAAUUCCUGAUGAAGUUAUUAAGAAAUGGCAAAAUGCUGACCUGAAUGGGAAAUUCAAGCUUCCAAUGAAGAAUGAAUUCAUCCCAACUAACUUUGAGAUUUUGCCGUUGGAAAAAGAUGCAACCCAGUACCCUGCCCUUGUCAAGGACACUGCUAUGAGCAAACUGUGGUUCAAGCAAGAUGACAAAUUUUUUUUGCCAAAAGCUUGUCUCAACUUUGAGUUUUUCAGCCCAUUUGCUUACGUGGAUCCCUUGCAUUGUAACAUGGCCUAUUUGUACCUUGAACUACUCAAAGACUCCCUCAACGAGUAUGCAUAUGCAGCAGAACUAGCUGGCUUGAACUAUGAUCUCCAAAAUACCAUCUAUGGGAUGUAUCUAUCUGUAAAGGGUUAUAAUGACAAGCAACAUAUCUUGCUCAAGAAGAUCAUUGAGAAAAUGGCUACUUUUGAGAUUGAUGAGAAAAGAUUUGAAAUUAUCAAGGAAGCGUACAUGAGAUCACUUAACAACUUCAGAGCUGAACAGCCUCACCAGCAUGCAAUGUAUUAUCUCCGACUCCUGAUGACAGAAGUUGCUUGGACUAAAGAUGAAUUAAAAGAAGCACUAGAUGAUGUCACUCUUCCCCGCCUCAAGGCCUUUAUAGCUCAGCUGUUGUCACGGUUACAUAUUGAAGCUCUUCUCCAUGGCAAUAUAACAAAACAAGCUGCAUUAGGAAUUAUGCAGAUGGUUGAGGACACUCUCAUUGAGCACGCUCAUACAAAGCCACUCCUUCCCAGUCAGCUAGUGAGAUACAGAGAAGUGCAACUUCCUGACAGAGGGUGGUUUGUCUAUCAACAGAGAAAUGAAGUUCAUAACAAUUGUGGUAUUGAAAUAUAUUACCAGACAGACAUGCAGAGCACUUCUGAGAAUAUGUUUUUGGAGCUCUUUUGUCAGAUUAUCUCAGAACCAUGCUUCAAUACACUGCGCACCAAGGAACAGUUAGGUUACAUUGUGUUCAGUGGUCCACGUCGGGCAAAUGGCAUACAAGGACUAAGAUUUAUUAUCCAAUCUGAAAAGCCACCACACUAUUUAGAAAGCAGAGUUGAAGCAUUCUUAAAAACUAUGGAGAAAUGUAUAGAAGACAUGACAGAAGAGGCCUUUCAAAAACACAUCCAAGCUUUAGCAAUUCGUCGUCUAGACAAACCAAAGAAGCUGUCUGCAGAAUGUGCUAAAUACUGGGGGGAAAUAAUUUCCCAGCAGUAUAACUUUGACAGAGAUAACAUUGAAGUGGCUUAUCUAAAGACCCUGACCAAGGAAGAUAUUAUACAGUUCUACAAGGUGCUGUUAGCAAUAGAUGCUCCCAGAAGACACAAGGUAUCAGUACACGUGCUUGCCAGGGAAAUGGAUUCCUGCCCUGUUGUUGGAGAAUUUCCAUGCCAAAACGAUGUGAACCUGGCACCAGCACCACCACUACCACAGCCAAGUGUGAUUGAAAAUAUGACAGAAUUCAAGCGCAGUCUGCCGCUCUUUCCGCUGGUGAAACCACAUAUCAAUUUCAUGGCUGCAAAACUGUGAAGAACCCCAAUGGAUGGAGUCAUGCAGAUGAUCAGUACUGGCGUGGUUUCAGGGGAAUGUCAUGAUGAACAUAAUUAUUAAAGAUCAUUAGGAUAAGUGGUUCUAUCCUUUAUGAUAAAAGUCCCAAAAUCUUUCUUGGUUCAUUUGACAUUAGCUGUAUGUUAGGGAUAGAGAGUACGUGAAAAUCAGUUGUGGUCAUGUGACAUUUAUAUUACAGACAACCUGUUGAAAAUCAAAAUCAACUGAAACAGUAAUAAUGAAAAACUUGUAGAUGCAGUAUAUUUUUAAAAUAAUAUAUCCCCACAAAUUUUCAUUUUGUUAAAUUAGCCCUCCAGAGCAAACAAAAUUGCCUGAAAUAUCCUUGUUACUUCUGAAGAACACUGUUUAGUGUCCCAAUAUUUAUCUUACUGGGGCCUGGAGGGAAUGAGAAAAGUAGGUCUUUUUUGGGAUGGGGUCAGAAAUUUUUCUUAAAAAUAGAGACUUUCACAUUUUUUUUAAGUGACAUAUUGAAUGACACCUUUUUUAAUUGAUCCGUAAUGCAACCAACAUAUUUUCUAUUUAAGUUUUAUGAAUGCCAUUGAUGGAAAAAUAAAAAGGAAAUUGACAGCAUAGUAGUAAGUGAGUGAAUUGUCUUAAUGAGAAUAACUGAAUAUAUGGGCAUGAUUUUAAUCUUUCUAUACAAAUUUAGAAUAAUUUUAUAUUAAAACUGGUAAAAUGCUGGAAACACUUUAUAAUGCAUCUUAUUUUUGUUAUCAAAAGUGUUGUCCCAGUUCCUGAUACUGUCAGCAUCCUGUUUUUCAGUGUUCCUGCGAACUGUUUCCAUUUGAUAUAUGAAAUACUUUAGUUGGUGUCCUUUUUUGUUUUCAGUUAUAUAUGUGCAGAUCGAGAAGUAAGUCUAUUUGCCUCAUUUUUAAUGUUAGGUCCCAGUCCAUCAGAGUAUUUACAGCACAGUGCAAAUAACUUUUAAGUACAUAUUCUUGAUUCAAGAACGGGUGAGUGUCAAAUACGGACCCUGUAAUGAAUCAGAUACGUUCCUGUUCUGGUACAUCUGUGUGGAUCCUUGUCCUUCAGGAGGGCAUUUGGGAUGGGACAAGACAGUACUGGGUGUGCAGUACUGCUAUAGCACAGUGUGGUUCAGGUUACAUCACAAAAUGUUCCUUCUUUAAAGGAGCCUAUGCAAAACCCAGAAGGAUCAAGAAUUAUGCUGGAAUAAUAUAUGUGUGUGUGUAUAUUCCCUAAGUUAGUAAAUUGGUAAAAAACUAUAUAUAAACUAAUCUUCACCAAGUUUACUGACUCCUGCAGAGUGGUCUUGUGCUUGGGACAGCCCCAAAAUAGAAAAAGGUAAGGGGAGUAUCUUACUAAUACCUAUGUUCUCCUACCUGUUUUAACACAUGAAGUUGAUUGUAAUUAUUGAGACAGGCCAAAGUAUGCAAAGCACUGAAGCUACAAAAUCUGCUCAUCAGGGUGUUACUGAGAGUUUGCUUAUUAGAAGAACCUGAAACUAAGACCCUGUUGUGAUACACGUUAUCAUACAUCAGAAUCCUGGUAUAUUCAGUAGGGCUGUUCCUGUCUUGGAAGAAUGUUCUUUAUUAGACCGGCUCUAAAGCCAAAUUAAAUGAAUGCUUGACAAGGUAAGGGCCUUAAAUUGUUUUUAUCUGAGAGUGUCUUCUAGUUGAAAAAUACAGUGUAUUUGAAGGUUGUUUUAAAGGUUAAGGGUGUAUAUUUCAACAUCUUUUUAAUAAAUCUGAUGAUUGCGACGUAACCUGUUGCCAGGGAAGGCCACUAUCAAUUUUUCUGUAGCCUGAGGAGAAAAAAAAAUUAAAUAAUAAUAUAAGCAAAAAAAGUAAAAAUGUCUCUUUUCACCACAUUUUUCAUGGAUCCCUCAUAUAAAAUGGGCCUUUUACCCUCUUGAAUUUUGCUUGUUUAUAGUUUUCCUUUAGUAAAAGUAUUUGUAUUAUAUAUAUAUUAAAAGUUUUGACAACAUAUUAUAAAAAAUAUAUUUUGGGAUUAAGUAUUUAAACAUACCACUCUUAUGGUGAAUAAAAUGAAAUGGCUUCUAUUGUGUGUAAAAAUAAAUGUAUAUAUGUUCAUGGAGUUCAUAUCAACUCUAAUUUUAACAAAUUAUAUAAAUAAAUUGGAAUGGCAGUGUAUUUAACACAACCUCACAAACCAUGUUUUCCAGAGGAAAAAGUGUAGAAUUUCAAAUUUCUGUAACUGGAUGUGGAAACCUCUGUAGUUUUCCAGCAGCUCUUAAUUGCUUUUAAGUGUUCUCCAGCAUUUUACAGUUUCUGAGUUUGAUACAGCAGUAAAUUUCAAUAAACUCAGGCAUACUAAUGGGUUCAUUUUAAUGGACCCAAAGCUGCAGUGUCUACAAGCAAUAAAAAACUACCUAGAAUACACUGUAAUUCAAUUUUAGUGCUUGUUAAUUAGUUUAUGUAAGAAACCAUAAAUUAUUAUUACAUAACUGUAAUUUUUGCAAGUGCUAUUUUAAGCAGUUGAUGUGGAAUUGGGUGCAUGUGACACAGCCAGUAUGACAGAGUGCUAGAGUUAUACUGUUUACAAUAAACAAUCUGAAUUUAA
Calypte anna (Anna's hummingbird) is the source of this 5799-nucleotide messenger RNA. It is a transcript of the gene IDE, whose product is annotated as insulin degrading enzyme. The transcript has 25 exons. Gene Ontology annotation, cellular component: cytosol; mitochondrion; peroxisomal matrix. Gene Ontology annotation, biological process: peptide catabolic process. Gene Ontology annotation, molecular function: metalloendopeptidase activity; metal ion binding. Bases 283 to 3219 code for a protein of 978 amino acids. The record is from RefSeq and is a predicted model, not a curated record. Lineage: Eukaryota; Metazoa; Chordata; Aves; Apodiformes; Trochilidae.